Mus pahari (shrew mouse) is the source of this 4706-nucleotide messenger RNA. RefSeq names its product NADPH dependent diflavin oxidoreductase 1 (gene Ndor1). NCBI's taxonomy places the organism in Eukaryota, Metazoa, Chordata, Mammalia, Rodentia, Muridae. Gene Ontology annotation, cellular component: cytosol. Gene Ontology annotation, molecular function: NADPH-hemoprotein reductase activity; FMN binding; flavin adenine dinucleotide binding. The transcript has 14 exons. The record is from RefSeq and is a predicted model, not a curated record. Bases 64 to 1860 code for a protein of 598 amino acids.
UUCCUGUUGACGGCGGAAGGGGGAAGUUAGUGAGGUGUGUGGUUCUGGCCGGCGUGCGCGGUGAUGCAGGUUCCACAGCUCCUGGUGCUUUUCGGCAGCCAGACUGGCACAGCCCAGGACGAGGCGGAGAGGCUGGGCCGUGAGGCCCGGCGCCGGCGGCUAGGUUGCCGCGUGCAGGCUUUGGACUCUUACUCCGUGGCGAAUCUCAUUAGGGAGCCCCUGGUGAUAUUUGUUUGUGCGACCACAGGCCAAGGAGACCCUCCUGACAACAUGAAGAACUUCUGGAGGUUCAUAUUCCGGAAGAGCCUGCCAUCCACCUCCCUCUGUCAAAUGGAUUUUGCUGUCCUAGGCCUCGGAGAUUCCUCAUAUGCCAAGUUCAACUUUGUAGCCAAGAAGCUACACCGUAGGCUGCUGCAGCUAGGAGGCAGUGCCCUCCUGCCCCCAUGUCUAGGUGAUGACCAGCAUGAGCUGGGGCCUGAUGCUGCCAUUGACCCCUGGGUAGGAGACCUUUGGGAGAAGAUAAUGGUUAUGUACCCAGUACCCCUUGACAUUCCUGAGAUUCCUCAUGGAGUCCCCUUGCCCUCCAAGUUCAUCUUCCAGUUUCUUCAGGAGGUCCCCAGCAUAGGGGCUGAUGAGCUCAACAUAGCCGGCUCAGCCCCUCAGACACCCCCAUCAGAGUUACAGCCCUUCCUGGCACCUGUGAUCACCAACCAGAGGGUCACUGGCCCCCAACACUUUCAGGAUGUUCGGCUGAUUGAGUUUGACAUUACAGACUCAAAUAUCAGUUUUGCUGCUGGUGAUGUUGUAUUAAUUUUGCCCUCUAACUCAGAGGCCCACACCCAGCAGUUCUGCCAAGUGUUGUGCCUGGACCCCAAUCAGUUUUUCACGCUUAAGCCACGGGAACCAGGUGUCCCUUAUCCACCAGGGCUGCCUCAGCCCUGCACUGUGUGGCACCUCGUGUCGCAGUACUUGGACAUUGCCAGUGUGCCCCGCCGUUCCUUCUUUGAGCUCCUGGCUUGUCUCUCAGAACAUGCGCUGGAGCGAGAGAAGCUGUUGGAAUUGAGCUCUGCCAGAGGUCAGGAAGAGCUCUGGGAGUACUGCAAUCGGCCCCGCAGAACCAUCUUGGAGGUGCUAUGCGACUUCCCACACACAGCGGGCGCCAUUCCUCCAGACUACCUUCUGGACCUAAUCCCUCGGAUCCGCCCACGGGCCUUCUCCAUUGCCUCCUCCCUACUGGCUCAUCCCGGGAGGCUACAGGUCCUUGUGGCUGUGGUAAAGUACCAGACUCGUCUGAAGGAACCCCGCCGUGGUCUCUGCUCCUCCUGGCUAGCAUCCCUGAAUCCUGGGCAAGCAGGACCUGUCCGGGUGCCUCUGUGGGUACAGCCUGGGAGCCUCGUGUUCCCAGAAACACCAGACACACCCAUUAUCAUGGUGGGGGCUGGAACUGGUGUGGCCCCCUUCCGAGCAGCCAUUCAGGAACGAGUGGCCCAUGGCCAAACUGGAAACUUCUUGUUCUUUGGCUGCCGCCUGCGGGAUCAGGACUUCUACUGGCAAACUGAAUGGCAGAAGCUAGAGCAGAAGGGCUGCCUGACCUUGGUUACAGCCUUCUCCCGGGAGCAGGAACAGAAGGUAUAUGUGCAGCACCGGCUCCGAGAGCGGGGGCCACUUGUCUGGGAGCUGCUGGAUGGCCAAGGUGCCUACUUCUACCUAGCAGGCAAUGCUAAAUAUUUGCCUACGGAUGUUUCGGAAGCCCUGAUGUCCAUUUUUCAAGAAGAAGGACAACUCUCCACUGCAGAUGCAUCUGCCUACCUUGCUAGGCUCCAGCAGACACUGCGCUUCCAGACUGAGACCUGGGCCUGAGGAGCCACUUGCUAGCUCACACCCACAUUAACAGCUGUAUUGGGGAGCCUGCUGAGGUCUAGAAGGCCCAUUGUUGUCUCUUGCCCUCUAAUCCCAGAACACUGGGUAGACCCACAGUUUAGCUUUUUAGGUCCAGCUGACCAGGAGGGCAGUUCCUGUGUACAUCCAAACUCGGUGGAACCCAGUGUCCCAUACGUAGCCCCAGCCCCAGUGCAGCCAGCACUCCUGGUUUUCUCUCAGACCCCCUUCAUUCUGUCCCAAAUCUGCACUUAUAGUCCAUACUACCAAGGGCCUGCUAAGCCCUCCAAAGGGCAUAGAGCUGUGAGGGCUGCACUGCCCCUCUGACCUCGUGCUCUUCCCAUUAAUCCCAUAGCACCUGUGCAGCUCAGCUCAGUUGAAAGCCACCAGGGAGCAAGCCUCCUGAGCAUUGGGAUUGGGCAACUCUGUCAGUCUUCAGGUCUAUAAACAUGGGCUAACUACCUGGGUAGCUGCUCACUUCCACUUUUUGUGCUUCUAGAUUUGAGGGUGGUGGGUGGGACAUGGAUUAUCUGCAUCUGGUAGUGGUGGGCAAAGACCCCUCCAGGGCAUGAGCACAGGCUUGUACUGUCAGCUUAGCCAAGCUAGUCCCCUUCUCUGAUGGCCACACAACUCAGCCAAGUUCAUAUACCCUUCUCAUGGACAAACAGAGGACUUAGCUAUUUGGAAGUCCCAGCCAAGAGCCAGCACGUACUAUUCUUUCCAAAGAACUGAAAGAAACAUCAGGGUGGAGGGGGUGUGAUUUGUGUUGGCCCGCCCAUGGGCAGGGCCUUCAGUGCUGAAAAGGAAACCCUGUUGGAGGAGUCAGACAGGUCCCAGGGCAGCUGGGAGCUAAGGAACCUCUGUUCUGUCUGUCAACUUGUGGAACAGGGACCAGACCAACAUUACGCUUAGGCCUGAGAUACCAAGAGUUGACGUGCUGCGGGGACCCAAGUGAAGCUUACUUCCAGUGAGGUCAGCAAGCCAAAGGUGUAUCUAGAGGUUGGUGCUCCGGUGACUGGGUGGAGGCCAAGCUGUGCCUGGUUGCUGAGGGUCACACUCCCAGCUGUCACCCUGGAGCCUCAGUCUACUCAUCCUGACUCCUGUUCUGGUGGCUCUACCCUGGGACCUAAUGACACCAGCUCUGGGUUUGCUAGUUCACCCGGUGCUUCUCUGGGUCCUGAGCUCUUGGACCCACUGUGCCAGCUACCAGCAGAUGAAGAGGAUGAUCUCAGGGCCCCUCCAGGUGCCAGAACUCCAGACAGUAAACCUGAACUGGAGGCCAGAGACCCAUCCGGUGCCUGGGCCCUAAAGUCAACUGUGGAACAGCAGGAAGGUGAGGGGCAGGUUGAGGAGGAGGAGGAAUGUCCCAUCUGUGCUGAGCCUUAUGGGCCUAGUGAGCACCACCUGACCCUGCUAAACUGUGGUCACAGCCUAUGUGUGGGCUGCCUACACCAACUGUUAGGCAUGACCCCCAGAGCUGACCUGGGCCGUGUGUGCUGUCCACUGUGUCGUCAGAAGACACCCAUGCUAGAGUGGGAGAUCUGUCAGCUGCAGGAGGAACUGCUUCGAGCUGAUGGACCCCAGCACCCAAUGCGUACUGCAUCCAUCACAGCCUUGCAUCCUGGCCCUUGGCCCUGGGGGUCCUUAGAGCACCGCUACCAGCUACGCUUCCUGGCAGGGCCUGUGGGAGGUCGGAGCUGUCUCCCCUUCCUGCCCUGCCCUCCCAGCCUAGGUACCUGGUUGUGGGCACUGCGGGAACGUGGCCCCUGUGCCCGCCGCUUGUCACUGCUGAGCCUGCUGGUACUUGAACUGCUAGGGCUUGUGGUCAUCUUCACACCACUCAUUUUACUAGGGGUGCUCUUCAUGCUGCUAGACCAUUCCAACCACUAAGCAGAUUCCAGAAUGGUGGCCAAGCUUUGAAGUCCAUGCUCAGAUUCUGGUAAUCAGCCAAGACUUGUUAUCACCAAUACCAAGACUAUACAUGCCUAAGAGCCUAAGCCAGCCAGAGUGCUUACACACCCUUGCAGCUUAGAUACUAGCUGAAGCCAAGGACACAAGGACAGCCUCUGAAGGAGUUUGGCCUGGCAGGAAGAGCUGUGAAAAGAACCCUGUGCUUGCCAUGGGCGGUCAGCUCACUGGCCACAGGCAGAAAGUGGGCUAUACUGCCAGCUCGUGGUCCAGCUGGUGAAGGUGGGCACAAAUGUGUGAUUCUAGCAGUGAUUCUGUUUAUCCUGAGAUCUGUUCAUUGGAGAAGGCAAAGGCUACAGACUCACCUGCUCCAGACAGCUGGUGUGUAUCCCUGAAGGCAACAGCAGCAGCCACAGGAGAGGCCUGUACUGUACAAACCAACCUUCAAAGGCUCCCCACCCAACCUAAGAUACUCUCACCAGAGAAGGUAGCCCAGAGGAGCUGGGAUCAAUAUUGCCUUUGUAUUGCAUGGGCCCAUCCAGACCCUGAAGCCUCCAAAUGCCCAAGGUCCAGCUCUUCCUAAUUGACUCUACAACUGAUGUCACUGGACCAGGAUCCCUCACUUGGGAGAUUCAGGCAAAUGUAAGCUCACUUCACAGCUCAUUGGUGACACAGUGCAGGAUGUAACAUUUCAGACUGAGUCUGGUAUAACAAACAUAAGAAAGGCUCUCAGGCUGGGCAGUGGUGGUGCACGCCUUUAAUCCUAGCACUUGGGAGGCAGGCGGAUUUCUGAGUUCAAGGCCAGCCUGGUCUACAGAGUGAGUUCCAGGACAGCCAGGGCUAUACAGAGAAAACCUAUCUAAAAAAAAAAAAAAAAAAAAAAAAAACCUCUCAAUAAACAGUUACUGAUACUAUCAUUA